Corylus avellana is the source of this 1059-nucleotide messenger RNA. Its product is annotated as small ribosomal subunit protein eS4z. NCBI's taxonomy places the organism in Eukaryota, Viridiplantae, Streptophyta, Magnoliopsida, Fagales, Betulaceae. Gene Ontology annotation, molecular function: structural constituent of ribosome; RNA binding. The record is from RefSeq and is a predicted model, not a curated record. Gene Ontology annotation, biological process: translation. Gene Ontology annotation, cellular component: ribosome; cytosolic small ribosomal subunit.
CUACUCGAGGCUCUCACUUCUCAGAGCGCUAGAGGAAGCAGCAGAGGAGGCGCAGCCCCUUCCCAAGAGAUCUUCAAGCGCACCAAACAAAAAUGGCGAGAGGAUUGAAGAAACAUUUGAAGAGGCUCAAUGCCCCAAAGCAUUGGAUGCUCGACAAACUUGGUGGUGCAUUUGCUCCCAAGCCUUCAUCUGGACCUCACAAAUCCAGGGAAUGCCUUCCAUUGAUCCUUAUUCUACGAAACAGGUUGAAGUAUGCUCUCACUUACCGUGAGGUCAUUGCCAUUUUGAUGCAACGCCAUAUUCUGGUUGAUGGGAAGGUCAGGACGGAUAAAACUUAUCCUGCAGGAUUCAUGGAUGUUGUAUCAAUCCCUAAAACAAAUGAGAAUUUCCGUCUCCUUUAUGACACCAAGGGUCGGUUCCGUCUCCACUCAAUUAGGGAUGAAGAGGCAAAGUUUAAGCUCUGCAAAGUCCGCUCUGUUCAGUUUGGCCAAAAAGGUAUCCCUUACCUGAACACCUAUGAUGGACGAACCAUCCGCUACCCGGACCCUGUAAUUAAGGCAAACGACACAAUCAAGCUAGACCUGGAGAGCAACAAGAUCACAGAUUUCAUCAAGUUCGAUGUUGGGAAUGUAGUCAUGGUGACAGGUGGAAGGAAUAGGGGACGUGUUGGAGUCAUCAAGAGCAGGGAGAAGCAUAAGGGUACCUUUGAGACCAUCCAUGUUCAGGAUGCCAGUGGGCAUGAAUUUGCAACUCGGUUGGGGAAUGUGUUCAUCAUUGGAAAGGGGACAAAGCCAUGGGUUUCCCUUCCUAAGGGUAAGGGUAUUAAGCUGACAAUCAUUGAAGAGGCCAGGAAGAGGCAUGGAGCAGAAGCAGCUGCAUCUACAGCAUAAAGAAUCUUGGUAAAAACAUUCUUCAAAGUGACUAAGUUGACAGUUAUUUUGUAGUUUGAUCCCGGAUUUAUGCUCCAUUUUUUUGUCCUUUUUAUUAUGCUUCGAAGUUUGAAAAGAUUAUCUUAAACUAUUGUUAUUUCGACUUGAAAAUUUUGCUUGACUACUUUAA